GGCAAAAUAGGCAGCUACUUGUUCCCUCAUAAGUCCCAUCGUGCCCUUUUGAGGGACCCCUCUGUUCUCCCUUCUCUCUUUUUCUCUUUGUUGCUUCAUCUUUCUCCUUCCCUCACAAUCCCAAACAUCUGAAGAAGAAGAAACCUCAAUGAAUCCACUUCCUUCUUUAAACCCACACUUCCCUUCUUCUUCUUCUUCUUCUUCUAACUUCAUGUUUUUCUUCAUUUGAAACCUUGGAAUCCUUGUUUGUUUUCCCAUUUCUUUUUAAGCUUUAGUUAUGGUGUUGGAUCUUAACUUGAGUGUUGUUUCUGAUGGUGGCGAUAAUUCAGUACAGAUAAUGGAGAUGGAGGCGUUCGGAGAAAAUGGCCGUAUUGGUUUUUCCGGUUAUAAUAGAAACCGAUUGGAUAGUUCCGGGAGCAUCGGUUCCUACGUCGUCAACGCCGACACCGCAACCACCGGCGGCGACGAGGACUCCUCUUCCAGCGCGGCUGCCACCGACACUUUCGCUUACACCUUCGGCAUCCUCAGAGCGCCCCAGCAAGAAGAAACAGAGAAUAACGACGGGGCAACCACCUCGCUUUUCCCGGUCGCCGUCGAGCGAAAUGGCGGGAAGUCAACGGAACCGCUGCUGAAGAAAUGGCUGGAUCUGGGUGGGUCCCGAGAAGCUCUGUUGUACCACGUGGACGGCGAGGGAGCCGCGGAGCAGAGGAUCCUAACCCAUCAGCAGCAACAAUGUCAACAGCAAGUUCAGCUAAGGCCACAAGUAAAAAAGAGUCGUCGUGGUCCCCGUUCGAGAAGUUCUCAAUAUCGUGGCGUCACGUUUUACCGUAGAACCGGACGUUGGGAAUCUCAUAUUUGGGAUUGUGGGAAACAAGUGUACUUGGGGGGAUUUGACACAGCACAUGCUGCAGCAAGAGCAUAUGAUCGAGCGGCAAUCAAGUUUCGAGGAAUUGAUGCGGAUAUUAAUUUUGAUGUUGGCGAUUAUGAUGAUGAUAUUAAACAGACGAGUAAUUUUACAAAAGAAGAAUUUGUGCAUAUCCUUCGUAGGCAGAGCACUGGUUUUUCAAGAGGUAGUUCCAAAUACAGGGGAGUUACAUUGCACAAGUGCGGCCGAUGGGAAGCUCGAAUGGGGCAACUUCUUGGCAAGAAGUACAUAUAUCUGGGUCUAUUCGAUAGUGAGAUUGAAGCUGCAAGGGCUUAUGACAAGGCUGCUAUAAAAUGUAAUGGUAGAGAAGCGGUCACCAACUUCGAGCCAAGCACGUAUGAGGGGGAGCUCAUCUUGGAAUCUGAAAACGGAGACCAGAAUGAAGUUCUUGACUUAAAAUUGGGCAUUGCGCCCCCCUAUACAACCAAUCAUCAAAAUGAUGACGAAAAUUCGAGCAACUCUGCUCUCCAGCAUGGCUAUGAUGGUCUGCCUGUUGUGAGUGGUCCAAGGUUCGAGAACUCUGCUCCUGUAACAAUGAGGGUUCAACCUACUCUCGGCCAAGCAAUGGUAUUCAAACAAGUUCCGAACUGGAAUGUCGCAAAUCCCACUUUCUUUCCAGUUUAUACGGAAAGAGCAAUAGAGAAGAGGACAGCGGUAGAUUCCCCACCACGGCAAAUCCAAGGACCUUAUUUUGGGACAAAUGAAAUGCCACUCUUCCCUAGUGCAGCAUCAUCAGGAUUCUCAUCUUCAAUAAUUACUUCCCCAUCAGUUGUUGCCGGCCAACAUCAAAUACCUAAUACAAAGUUCCUCCACCACCAUUAUACCCCCGGGAUCAUGAACCCGAACCCGAACAUCUCCCAUUUCUACCGCAGAACCGAAAGGUAGAAUAUGACUUGGCCAUUGCCACCUUUAUCUACUCCACUAUUUCCGUAGGCAAACCGAUGAGAGUAGAAACUGAGUUGUGGGAUGCAGGCUUAUAACAAGGGCUAUGUUCUACUUGAUUAAUCAUGUUUAUUUUUUCUCAUCAAACUAUUAGCUAAUGUGUGAUGCGGUUGAAAUGAGAAAUAAUUGCCUAGUGGCCGUUGUUUAUCGUUUUGUAAUGGCUUAAUGAAAACACA
Messenger RNA from Hibiscus syriacus, 2043 nucleotides. Its product is annotated as APETALA2-like protein 3. The coding region runs from base 278 to 1810 and encodes 510 amino acids. The record is from RefSeq and is a predicted model, not a curated record. Gene Ontology annotation, biological process: regulation of DNA-templated transcription. Gene Ontology annotation, molecular function: DNA-binding transcription factor activity; DNA binding. Lineage: Eukaryota; Viridiplantae; Streptophyta; Magnoliopsida; Malvales; Malvaceae. The transcript has 10 exons.